CAUCCACCCCUGGGGGGGGGGGGGUAAAGCGGAGGAAACUUCACAACACUUGGUGCGUGCGUGAGCGCCGCGUCUAUCCAAGUGGCCGGAGAGUCCGAGUUAGUUUUGGAACUUUCACUCAGGCUUCAUAUCCUGAAGAGUUUGUCUCUUCUAGUGUUUGAGUCUAGUGUUUGAUUCAGUUCAGUUCAGUUCAGUCCUACUCGAACCAUGACAGAGCGCGUGUUUGGUGCGUGUGUGCGUAAUUGCGCAGGCGUGCGUCAGCGCGUCUGUCCAAGUGGCCGGAAAGUCAGAGUUAGUUUUGGAACUUUCACUCAGGCUUCAUAUCCUGAAGCUUUUGUCUCUUUAGCGACGAGGUUCUUCUGUAGACGGACCGGUUCGGUUUACUUCAGUCCACCGGGUCUUUUCCGGACCCUAACCCGUCCGAGUCGCCUCAAAACGCGGCCGGAGCGUGUGGUGGUUCAGGUCAGCCCUGCAGCCACCGCCGUGCCCCCCCCCCCCUUCCCCCUCCCUCCUUCCGCCGGUCUGGACCCCCUCCUCAGACCAGAACCCCUUCAGUCCAAACACUCUCAGUCCCCCAGACCCGCCUGGUCCUCCAGUCCCACGCGGCGGAACAAACCCGGACCGGACGCUCCUUCCUCCGCCCUCAUGGUUCCCACUGGUGCUGCGUCCAGUUCAGCCAAAGAACUGAAGAAGUUUAACAACAAACCAAAAAAAACUGCCCUGGUUCAGGAUCUGCUGGUGCCUCCAGUCCAAGCCCAGCUGGAACAGAAGCCUCACCGGUACCGACGGCUGGAGGUCCGGUCCGUUUGUUCCACGUCUGUGAAUGAGUUCAGUCCAAAACAGCUCCAGGCUGUCUGCGUUUCUGCCAUGAGACUUGAAAUCGAGAAAAAAACAGCUGGGUAUAACAUUAUCCCGACUCCAAAAUCAAGGACCGCCCAUCGUACAGAAAAGCUCUACUCUGAUUGGCUGCCACUCCUGUCUGUGUUCCAAAGCUGUCUUCUGAUUGGCUGAGGGGGAAUAUCCGCUGCCCUGCAGUUCCACAUCUUUUUCUCAUGUGCUCAUACAUAUCUGAGCUGAGUUAGUGGAGCUUUAAAGAGCCAGAUACACAUUCAGCGGACACUUUCGGACCAGAUCGCCACAUAUGUUAAUCAACAGUAUACUGUAACUAACUACACACUCUUAUUAUUGUUUUCUUCUUAAGUUUGUGUUCAGAUAUCACAGUGAAACUCUGUACUGUUAAAAACAAGUGAAUGUGAAAAAGGAAAAACAUACAUCAUUUGCAGAGUAUUAAAAGUAUUGUUAUAUCCUGCAAUAAUGAGAAAAAAGUAAAGUCUAUGUGGAACAAAAGCACAUUAAAGAUGUAAUAUUGAAGUUUCAUGGCUCCUGUUGAAACUAAAUCUUA
Molecule: messenger RNA, 1402 nt
Organism: Sphaeramia orbicularis (orbiculate cardinalfish)
Lineage: Eukaryota; Metazoa; Chordata; Actinopteri; Kurtiformes; Apogonidae
Exons: 2
Coding region: 208-1011 (267 amino acids)
Source: RefSeq, a predicted model, not a curated record